Molecule: messenger RNA, 4341 nt
Organism: Aplosporella prunicola CBS 121167
Lineage: Eukaryota; Fungi; Ascomycota; Dothideomycetes; Botryosphaeriales; Aplosporellaceae
Exons: 1
Coding region: 1-4341 (1446 amino acids)
Biological process (GO): mitochondrial transcription
Cellular component (GO): mitochondrial DNA-directed RNA polymerase complex
Molecular function (GO): protein binding; mitochondrial promoter sequence-specific DNA binding; DNA-directed RNA polymerase activity
Source: RefSeq, a predicted model, not a curated record
AUGCUCGCGCGCGCUGCGAGUCGGCGCUCCCAGCGUCACGCCUUCCGCCGCCUCACCUCUCAGGCAAAUCAGUUGCAUUUGCCAUGGCUUUGCCCCGCGGUAACAGCCCCGAGCCGGAGAGGCAAUGCCUCCAUGGCACCAAACACACCCGAUGCUGGUAACCGCAGCCAGCAAACCAAGUCACGGCCUGUGGCAACCUCGCAGACGCGGUCACUCGCCACAGCCGCCGAGAACGUCCAGGUGCGGGAGGACCCUGCACCCUUCCAACAAUAUUCCACAGGCGACAUGCCUCAUGAUACGCACGAUUUCCGGGUCGGAUGGUCGAAGCCGCUUAUCGUCAACAAUUCGUUCGCCCAACCAUUACCACGCCUCCAAUACUUCAAUGGCAUUGGUGGAGAACCAGCCGAGCUUCACUCGAAUCUACACGCUUGUAUACGAGUAGGCCGUUAUGACCGAGCGGCAUCUUUGGUGCGGCGAAUGCGGGAAUUGUACCACCCGACUGCACCGGAAUUGCUCGAGGCAAACAACGUGUACAUCCUGACUAUUGUUGAGAAGGUGAUCGAGAAACAUCCGGACUACAAUAUUAACAUGCUCAACGCGUGGUUAGAGGUGGAAAUGAGGGACAAUGAUAUCCAACCAAAUGCAGUCACCUAUGCCUGCAUGUUGAAAGCUGCUAUUGCCACCACGAGCGGUAGUAUAAUGGAGAGACUUGUGAGGCGGUAUUUGGGUUUGGCGGAGCAAGCCGGCGAAGACGUGCUCCGGGCCACAGUCUCGUCGGAAGCCUACACAGAUGCGGAGUAUGCAGUGAUCUCUGAACUUCGGCCUGAUCUCAUCAAAGGACCCGGCUUGUCAGAAGCCAUCGCAGAAGCCGAAGGAAGCGCCGGUUUACUCGGCCCCAACUAUGGCUCCACGCAAGGGUUCAUAGAACCCGCCAAAGAUACCCUUCCGGAAAUUAGGGCUGUCUUCCAAAAGGGUGCAGGGUUGCGGACCGUCAAGGAAGCUCUAUCAAUUUUUACUACGAAAGAAGAGCUGGAAAAACAAAUUCCGUACCCCCAUGAUAUGGACCACUACUCUAAGGAAGAAAAGGACUAUUAUUUCAACCGCCUACGUCAGGACCGUCUUGAGGAAGACAGCAUUGAUGCUGCUAUCAAUAGGUGGCGUGAGGAAAACCAAAACAUGCAAAGGAUGGGUAUCACGUCGGCGCUGCAAACGAAGCCCAUGGAAGCCCUCAUGUGGCAGUGGUACACAGCAUUGGUGCCACUUUUUGAAGAGGAGUUGAAAAACAUCAAGGUGGCAUAUGCUGAUGAAAACACUGACCCGCAUGACGAUCGGCUACAUAUCGGCCCCUUCAUGGAAGCUUUCACACCGGAAAAGCUAGCUGCAACCUGCCUCAUCAUUACGGUUUCCAGCUUCGGAAAUCCUGAUCAGUUCGAAGGAGUCAAACUUUCAUGGGUUGCUGUAGCCAUCGGAAAACAACUUGCAUUGGAGCACGCCAUCGCGAUCCGGGACACCCUCGCUAACCCCUAUUCAUCGUAUCAACGAAUCUCUGCACGCCGUCUUAACAACCUGAUCAAACCACUCAAGACUGAAGAGGCCGCCUCCACAGAACAGAAUGAAGCUGGAGCAGAAGAACAGGAGGAAGCGGCAAAAGAAGAGGCUCUUAAGAUGCAGGAGCAUGCACACAAGUCUCUUGAUUGGUCACCCGUAGUAAAAGCUAAGAUUGGAGCCUUGUGUUUAUCUAAGAUCCUGGAAGGCGCAAAGAUUCCAAUUAGCCGUAAGGACAAGGACACUCAGAAGCAACUCACUGCUUACCAACCCGCUUUUUCCCACAGCACCAUGUACGUAGGCGGUCGCAAGGUCGGUAUGGUUAAGUUGCAUCCCAACGUCAUGGAGAAGCUGAUGCGCGAACCAAUUCGUGGCUCUUUCGGCACGAAAUAUCCCAUGGUCGUCGAGCCCUUGCCUUGGACUGGCUACAGGCAAGGUGGCUAUUUGCGUUAUCCCGAGCCAAUCAUCAAGGACAAGAACCAGGACGACGCCCAAAGGAUUUACGCCAUGGCUGCUGCUGAUAGGGGCGACAUGAAAGAGGUGAUGGCUGGUCUUACCGUGCUGGGCAAGACGGCGUGGCGCAUCAACCCGGAUGUGUUCAAAGUCGUCAUUGAAGCAUGGAACACGGGCGAGAAGAUUGGAAAAAUUGCGCCAGAGAACCCCCGACUUGAGUACCCCGAGGAGCCUGGCCCUGACGCUACGAGGCAAGAAUAUGCCAUGUACUUGCGCGAAAAGCGGAGGGUUGACAACGAAAAAAGCGGUUACCACUCCCAGCGCUGCUUCCAAAACUUCCAGCUUGAGGUUGCGCGCGCUUUCAAAGACGAAAUCAUCUACUUUCCCCACAACAUGGAUUUCCGUGGACGAGCGUACCCCAUUCCGCCACUUCUGAACCAUCUCGGCGCGGAUUUGGCGCGUGGUCUACUGACUUUCGCCAAAGGAAAGGAGCUUGGUAGUACCGGUCUCGGUUGGCUCAAGAUCCAUCUUUCCAACGUUUACGGUUUCGAUAAGGCCAGUCUAAGGGAUCGCGAGCAGUUCGCUGUGGACCAUCUCGACGAUAUUUACGACUCUUGCAACAAUCCUCUGGGCGGCAAGCGGUGGUGGCUCACUGCCGAAGACCCAUGGCAAUGUCUAGCAACUUGUUACGAACUUAAGGCUGCCCUUGAGUCGCCCGACCCUACGCUCUUUAAGUCUUCGCUUCCGGUGCACCAGGAUGGAACCUGCAACGGUCUCCAGCACUAUGCGGCACUGGGUGGUGACAAGGCCGGCGCUGCGCAAGUCAACCUCGAGCCUGGAGACAAGCCGUCCGACAUUUACUCUGCAGUUGCUGAGCUUGUCAAAACUUUUGUUGCUCAAGAUGCGGCUGUAGGGAAUAUUCAGGCCAAGAAGCUUACGGGUAAAAUCAACCGCAAGGUCGUUAAGCAAACCGUCAUGACAAACGUCUACGGUGUCACUUUCACCGGCGCCAGAGCUCAGGUUGUCAAGCAGCUUGAAAGCAUAUUCACGGAAGAGGAUAAGGUUGACGAGCUUCCGGGUGGUAUUUUUGGCUUGGGUUCAUACGUGGCCAGACUGAUCUUCAAGGCCCUCGGACAGAUGUUCAACGGUGCCCAGGAAAUCCAGAACUGGUUGGGCGCCUGUGCAAACCGGAUUGCGACUUCCCUCACCCCCGAGCAGCUCGAGAAGAUCGCAAUUGAUUGGGAUCAAAACACGCUUGGUGAAGGCGAAGUUGACGAGACCCGGUACAAGAAGGCUCAGAGAAAGUACAAGAAGGCUCAGAAAGCGCUCGCGGCCAACAUUACGAACCAUUUCCGGGCAACAGUCAUUUGGACGACGCCACUUAAAAUGCCGGUGGUGCAGCCGUACCGCCAGCAAAAGUCCAAGGAAAUCAGCACUGUGCUGCAGUACCUCAAUAUCGUGCAGCCGAAGGCUACCGACGCCAUCGACAAGCGCAAGCAGCUUCAAGCAUUCCCGCCCAACUUCAUCCAUUCGCUCGACGCAACGCACAUGCUGCUGUCGGCUCUGAAGAGCAGCGAGAUCGGCCUUACUUUCGCUUCGGUCCACGACUCCUUCUGGACGCACGCGGCUGACAUCCCGAUCAUGAACCGCGUCCUGCGCGACGCCUUUGUGCGCAUGCACUCGGAGGACAUUGUCGGCCGCCUGCACGAGGAAUUCCAGGUCCGGUACAAGGGCCACAUGUACCUCGCCUCGGUGCCGACCACCUCGCCGCUCGGCAAGCGCAUCAUGAAGUGGAGGCAAGACAAGAAGGCGGCGCAGACGACCAAGACGCGCAACAUGCUGAUUGACGAGCUGCUCAUCGAGCGGCAGCGCCAAAUGCUCCUCGCAUCGGAAAAUCCCGAAGAGCAGGCCAAGGGCAAAGAGAUGAGCACGCCCGCGAGCCUGUACGACGAAGCCAAGGAAACCGAAGCCAUCGACCUGGACGUCGACGAAGAAGCGCCCAUCAGCAAGCUCGGCGAGACGGAGGUCGGGCCCCCAAGCACCAAGAAGUCGUCGGCGGCAGCGCAAGACAGCGCCGAGGACGCGGUCGGCAUGGACGACGACGUCGUCGACCUGAUGGACCCGGUCCUGGGAGAGGAGCGCAACAUCCACGACGACCUGCCCGGCGAGCCGGACGUCGAGCCCGUCGAGCACGAGAAGCCCGCCGCUGUCCCCGCGAAGAGAAUCCCCAAGCGCACGGCCAAUAACGUCCAGUUCUGGCUGCCGGUCUCGUUCCCGCCUGUGCCGAAGAAGGGCGACUUUGAUGUUAGGAGGCUGAAGGAGAGCCAGUACUUCUUCUCGUAA